UAAUUUGAAGGAACGAAGGUAAUCAGAGGUACAUAAGUUGUUCUUGUCUCUUCUCCCGGUAUGAUUUGUUAAUUUGUACGCUACGGCGAAUCAGAAUGUCUAGCAAGUCAACGUUUCUAAAAGUUGUUCUGCUCGGGGAUGGCGGUGUUGGAAAGUCUUCGCUGAUGAACCGAUUUGUAAGCGGCAAGUUCGACACGCAAUCCUUCCACACAAUUGGAGUGGAGUUCUUGAAUAAAGAUGUGAAUGUCGAAGGACAGUCCUACACCUUACAGAUCUGGGAUACAGCUGGCCAAGAAAGGUUUAAAAGCUUAAGGACGCCUUUUUAUCGGGGAUCAGACUUGUGUUUGCUUGUUUACGCCGUUGACGAUGUUCAAAGCUUCAAAAAUUUGGCAAUGUGGCGGAAGGAAUUUCUGUAUUACGCUGAUGUGAAAGACAAGGACACCUUUCCGUUUAUUCUUUUGGGAAAUAAAAUUGACGUUGACGAGAGGGUUGUGACGCAAGAAGAAGCGCAUAACUUUUGUCAGGAGAUCGGGGGAAUUCCCUACUACGAAACAAGCGCAAAAGACUCGACGAAUGUGGACAAUGCCUUCCAUGCAGCCGUCAACAGACUGAACGAAUUGGAACAAACCAAAGCAAAAAGUGAUUUCUCUGCCACUGAGGGAGUGAAUUUAUCUAGAGUUACUCAGAGAGAAAGUUCAGGUUGCUGUGAAUAGUCUGGUGAUGUUUAAUUUUUAACAUUUAUUUCUAUUUUACUUAAAAUUAAAAUCGGAUGUUGAAUAUAUGGAGGCAUCGAAUGGUUGAUGAACAUUUCCUUAUCUCGAUUUUCAUUUUGACGAUACUGAUGCAUACAAAAUGUCCAAUUCAUGUUCGCAUAUAUUUCCUUCCUUUUCGACCUUUUCAAUAGCAGAUGUAAGGGUGAACUCGGGGAAAGGCUCUGGGAAAUUCAUUGAGGUGGUAAAAUUUAGCCUUUCAUUCCCAAGAUCUUAAUGAAAAUCCUCCUUGCUUCCUGCCAUACAGUUCCUAUGAAGUUAGUAAGGAGAAUUUGGUAGAGGAUUUACUAAUAAUUUUCCUGAUCGUAUUUUUUUCACUUUGUUCUCGUCACUUGUCUGUUUGAUUUUGUAUUGAUUUUGUUUGGAGAAUUUUUUCUCUUGAUCACUUAUGGGAGUUGAAGGGUUAAGAAGGAAGGUUAUGAUUAGCUAGCAAACAUGCUCUUCAAUUAGAAAUAUUACUGGAGAC
Molecule: messenger RNA, 1236 nt
Organism: Pocillopora verrucosa
Lineage: Eukaryota; Metazoa; Cnidaria; Anthozoa; Scleractinia; Pocilloporidae
Product: ras-related protein Rab-9A
Biological process (GO): retrograde transport, endosome to Golgi
Cellular component (GO): phagocytic vesicle; late endosome; lysosome
Molecular function (GO): GTPase activity; GTP binding
Source: RefSeq, a predicted model, not a curated record